Entrophospora sp. SA101 is the source of this 190-nucleotide messenger RNA. NCBI's taxonomy places the organism in Eukaryota, Fungi, Glomeromycota, Glomeromycetes, Entrophosporales, Entrophosporaceae. The record is from the annotation of a GenBank genome assembly.
UAGAAAUAAUAACAACAAUAUUAUUGACAAUAAAUUAAUUCGAAAUCAAAGAACUGGUACUAUCCAAAGAAAUGGUGAUCAUCAACUUUCUGUAGCUGAUAUCAUAGAUUAUAAUCUUGACGUGGUAAGAAAAGUCAAUCAACUGGACAUCAUUACUCUUGUGAAACAAACGAGUUUUAUAAUUGUUUGA